AUGGCAGACAUGGAGUUGGAGAGUGGAUCGGCGCAGUCCAAAUCGACCAGCACUCCGCAAGAGCGCCGUGGCUCCGUCGUCAUGGUCCGUGUCAUUGAGUUCUCUCGGAUUGCGCUGGCCAUUGCUGGCUACGCCGUCGCUUACGUCUACUCUGCGCAGGGGCACGUCGAGGAUGCUGCGAGGCUCUUGCAGUUGGGCCUUUCCGUCGCCCUCAGUGGAACCUGCGCGCUGGAAGGCAUUUGCUUCUACGAAACUGCGGCACGUCAAAAGGGGUAUGAUCGAGGGUUCGACUUCUCGACCGGACGAAACCCCUACGCCACGCAGAGCACGCUGUGGUUCGCAUCGAGCUGCAUUGUUGGCGUGGUUGCCUUCUUUAUGUACCCCCGGGAGUCUUCGCCGCAGAUCGUCCUCGCGACACUCCAGCUCUUGUUCUUUCUGACUUCGGCCCUGAACCACGCGUAUGAAACAGUGGCUCACGGCAGCUGGCGUUGGCAGAAUGUGAAUCGUCCCCUGCUGAGCGUGGCGAUGGUCGCAGGUGCA
Messenger RNA from Symbiodinium necroappetens, 540 nucleotides. NCBI's taxonomy places the organism in Eukaryota, Dinophyceae, Suessiales, Symbiodiniaceae. The record is from the annotation of a GenBank genome assembly.